AGUUGUGCUCAUCUCAGCUUCGCCGAAAAGAAUGCUAUUGGCCGGUCCGAUCCUUCGACGUCUUGCUGGUAUAAUACUGCCCCCAUUCCUACAUGGCUGGCGUCACACUGUAUCCAGAAGUGUUUUCCAAAGUCUGGAUGAGCUAAUACCGGCGCACAGGCAGUCCGUGAGCGGCGCACUUACAACGGAGAAAUUUUGGAUGAAUCUGCGAUACCAGCCUGCGGUUCCUAAGAAGCUGCGUAGUUGUCGCGUAUUUUUGGGCACCUCUAUCUUCAUAAUCGCCUCAACUUUCUUCGGAUCCGUCCGCAAGGCCCCAUCACCGAUUAUGAAUCCCAAAUGUCCAACAUGCAGUGUUCUUCGAAAGUCUUGGAUAUCAUCAGCAAGUCAUCCAAGUAUACAAAGACGCGGCUGCGAAGACGCUGUGGGAUUACCUUGUCCGUUACCCUGCACAACCUUUGAGCCGAAUUACAUAGUCCGAAUGGCAUCCGUCGAAACUGAUAAAGUGGCCUUCCAGAACGCAUGUUUCAAAUCGACACUGCUGAUGAAAAUCGUCUCAUCCACCCGGCUUAAAAUCGACUCAAUGUUCUGUAGCGGAUUUGUUCGUCUCGCAAACUGGUAUAAAUAUGAGAUGUAGAGUACUGGAGUAAUUCAGAAAGCAGAAGUCAAAUUCAGAGCAAAAAGUCACUCGCACUAUUUGAAGAAUCCUUCAUCAUCAGCAUUAUCAUCAGCAGCAGCAGCAGAAGCAUGUCUGACUUUGGAGAACAGUUUAACGAGCUUGGGGCCGUCUCUCUACCCCCAAUUAAAAGUGUUAAGGCUCUCCCGUUUAACACACCGAUUGUGAUACAGAGCGCUGAAGUGAAGCGGACACGCUACGGCGAUAAAAUUAUGCUUACAUUUGAAGAUUUUGUGGUGUUCUUACCAGAACGCUUUAGUACGCUGUCAGCGAACGCUGUGGAGCACAUGGCGACGGGGGGCUACAAGCUAGUCAAACUUAGAUCGGAUGGGGAUAAUUAUAUUUUAAAUUUU
Molecule: messenger RNA, 1026 nt
Organism: Drosophila subpulchrella
Lineage: Eukaryota; Metazoa; Arthropoda; Insecta; Diptera; Drosophilidae
Exons: 5
Coding region: 32-634 (200 amino acids)
Source: RefSeq, a predicted model, not a curated record